Messenger RNA from Sorex araneus (European shrew), 1319 nucleotides. RefSeq names its product F-box protein 2 (gene FBXO2). Gene Ontology annotation, molecular function: ubiquitin protein ligase activity; protein binding. The record is from RefSeq and is a predicted model, not a curated record. NCBI's taxonomy places the organism in Eukaryota, Metazoa, Chordata, Mammalia, Eulipotyphla, Soricidae. The transcript has 6 exons. The coding region runs from base 138 to 1034 and encodes 298 amino acids. Gene Ontology annotation, cellular component: cytoplasm; SCF ubiquitin ligase complex. Gene Ontology annotation, biological process: glycoprotein catabolic process; SCF-dependent proteasomal ubiquitin-dependent protein catabolic process.
GCGGGGCGGGGGCCUUUAAGAGGCGCGGCCGCCGGCCCCGACCCAGACGCGGGCAGCGCCUGGACUCGCCGUCGCCGCCGGACACCGGCCGCCCCGCAGCGCUCCGGCCCCUCCUCUCGCGACCGCCCUGUGCAGCGAUGGACGGAGACGGUGACCCAGAGAGCGUGGCCCAGCCCGAGGAGGCCACCCCGGAGGAGGAGGCGGCGUGCACGGAGGAGCCGAGCGCCGGGGAGGAGCAGGCCGAUGACGGGGAGGAGGCCGCGGAGGCGCCGGCCGAGGCCGCGUACCUGGAGGAGCUCCCGGAGCAGCUGCUGCUGCGCGUGCUGGCCGAGCUGCCCGGCGCCGAGCUGGUGCAGGCCUGCCGCCUGGUGUGCCUGCGCUGGAAGGAGCUGGUGGACGGCGCCCCGCUCUGGCUGCUCAAGUGCCAGCAGGAGGGGCUGGUGGCCGCGGGCGCCGAGGACCAGCGCGACCACUGGCAGCAGUUCUACUUCCUGAGCAAGAGGCGGCGCAACCUGCUGCGCAACCCCUGCGGGGACGAGGAGCUGGAGGGCUGGAGCGACGUGGAGCACGGCGGGGACGGCUGGCGCGUGGAGGAGCUGCCCGGGGACUGCGGCGCCGACUUCUGCCACGACGACAGCGUCAGGAAGUUCUUCGCCACCUCCUUCGAGUGGUGUCGCAAGGCGCAGGUCGUGGACCUGCAGGCGGAGGGCUACUGGGAGGAGCUGCUGGACACCACUCAGCCGGCCAUCGUGGUGAAGGACUGGUACUCGGGCCGCAGUGACGCGGGCUGCCUGUACGAGCUCUCGGUGAAGCUGCUGUCGGAACACGAGGACGUGCUGGCCGAGUUCCACAGUGGGCAGGUGGCCGUGCCGCAGGACAGCGAGGACGGCUGGACCGAGAUCUCCCACACCUUCACCGACUACGGGCCCGGCGUCCGCUUCGUUCGCUUCGAGCAUGCGGGCCAGGACUCCGUCUACUGGAAGGGCUGGUUCGGGGCCCGGGUGACCAACAGCAGCGUGUGGGUGGAGCCCUGAGUGACCCCCCCCACCCGGCCCCGGCCCCUCCCCCAUGCUGCCCUGGACCGCCUUAGUGGUAGCGCCACCCCCAACCCACCCUACUGCUCCCCGCCCCAACCCCCCGCCCAGGAGAAGGAGAGAGGGCAUCGGCGUUGGCAUCUAGGACAUAAGAUGGAUUGAGGGCCUGGGCCCACCCGGAGUGUCCCUCCCCCAUCCCUCCGCCCCCCCUUCCUCUGCCAGCUCAGUGCCUGCCCCCCAAAAUUGGGCGCUCAAUAAAUCGUUUCUGUCCAAGGGAGCAAUGAA